UAAUAGGCCAGGCACUCAUAAGCCAACAAGUAGACUCAAAGGACAAGUGAGAUUUUCUUGUUCCUUGUCAGUGCCACUGGCAUCUUUUACUGACUCCCUUAUCACAUCACCUACCAACAAUUCACUUGAAGACAGCAUCUAUGUAUUGAUGUGCUGCUGUAUUGAACACAGCCAAUGAGAAUAAAUUUGUAAAGAAGUUGAAAACUUCCAGGUUUGCUGCUGGUUCUCAAGUAUUUACUGUCACCAUCAUGUUAAUGAAAAUGUGCCAUCACCAAAUGGGAGGUUUUGCUUUGACCACAGUAGCCUGGCUACUUUGCUGCAUAUCUACAGGCCUCCCUCAGUGGCAAGUGUGGCACUAUGAAGAUCCUGUGAUACUCAAGCCUACAGUAGCUUUUGUAGGCAUGUGGAGAGCCUGUGUUUUCUACAAUGACAGCAACUCCAACAACAACAAAGUAUGUCACCAAUACAACUAUGCUGACUCAUUUGUUCCAUUGUAUAUUCGAAUAAACCAGCACUUGCUGCUGGUUUCUAGCUUUCUUGGGCUUUUUGGGAAGAUCACCACCAUUAUUGCUCUUUCAAAUAUGUAUAUGGGAAGAGUGCGGAGGAAUGACACCUGCAAUCCAUUCAGCCUUUCAGGGAUACUGAACAUCAUUGUUAGCAGCUUUCUUUACCUUGUUGUUUUGCUCAAUUACAUAGCCAUCAUGCGCAAAUGGGGGGUUGCUUUCCCACCAUCUUUCCAUAUGCCUUCCCACCCAGACACUCAGAAGAUAGGAAGUGCCAUGACAUUGGCCAUUAUAGCUGCAGUUCUCUUUCUGUUAAGUGGCACAAUUUGCCUUUCUUCGAAUUUAGCCAUAGGCAAGAUGCCACAUUCCAAAAUUUAAAAAUACAUUGCUACCUUACAUAGCCUUGAAAUGCCAGAAAAGAUAGUGAGUACUCUUCAUGUGUCUACAUAAAUUUUCAAAGAACUUGAAAGGGUGCCAAUUGUGGAUUGUGAACUUUUAUUAAAUAAAAUCUUAUUUUAUGGAUAGUA
Messenger RNA from Mastomys coucha (southern multimammate mouse), 1030 nucleotides. Its product is annotated as claudin-34-like. Gene Ontology annotation, cellular component: plasma membrane; bicellular tight junction. Bases 249 to 881 code for a protein of 210 amino acids. The transcript is spliced from 3 exons. Gene Ontology annotation, molecular function: structural molecule activity. Lineage: Eukaryota; Metazoa; Chordata; Mammalia; Rodentia; Muridae. The record is from RefSeq and is a predicted model, not a curated record. Gene Ontology annotation, biological process: cell adhesion; bicellular tight junction assembly.